This is a messenger RNA of Botrytis porri, 2219 nucleotides long. RefSeq lists its product as uncharacterized. Gene Ontology annotation, biological process: regulation of DNA-templated transcription. Gene Ontology annotation, molecular function: DNA-binding transcription factor activity. Bases 177 to 1349 code for a protein of 390 amino acids. The transcript has 5 exons. NCBI's taxonomy places the organism in Eukaryota, Fungi, Ascomycota, Leotiomycetes, Helotiales, Sclerotiniaceae. The record is from RefSeq and is a predicted model, not a curated record.
UCAGGGAUAGUCCUAGAGAUUCAAGGCUGAAUAUUAGCACGAUAGCCAUUCCUAAAUUGGAGAGGUAUGGAUCCAUGCGCCUAGGAGGCAUAUUUGGAAUGACUGAUAUAACUCACUUUCCUUCUCCAUCCAAACCGUUUUUGUUAUAUAUCAUCUAGGCAUCACCCAACACAACCAUGGCCACCACUUUCACGUCCACCAUCCACGACUCUAGGCAAUAUUUUUAUUCAACAGCAAUGGAUUCUUCAGCGGAUAAAGAAGAACGCAAGCGCGAGUACAAUCGUCUUGCACAAAGAGAAUUCCGCCGAAGAAGAAAGGAACACCUCAAGAACCUCGAGCAAGCCCAAAAAGAACAGAGCUCGGAGCAAUCUGAAGAGAUUGAGCGCUUGAGAUAUCAAAAUGACGAACUCAGAAGAGAAAACGAAACUCUUCGGGCGCAACUAUACGGCUCAACGACACAAAGUCUCCUGCUUCAACCAGUAGGACAAAUUCCUUCCGAUCAUCGACAAUACUCUUUAUCCCCAUCUAUUUCUGGCGCAUCUAUUUCAAAUGCCGGUAGUCCCCCGGCUUCUUUAAGCUCAGAGAUGAUGUCCAUGGGCUCAAUACCAAUGACAUCGACGAUGAUUUCACCAUCCACAUAUGCAUAUGCCGAUUCGGCUGCUUUAUCUUCUCAGCCAUAUAUGGUACAUCAAUCCGGGCUCCGUCCACAUAACUCACAAAGCUCACCUGAUACAUCAGGAUACACACGGAAUGCUCAAUCUGCAAUGGGGCCUUCAAAUUUUCAACACCCCUCUCUAAGCGUCCCUCGAGCCAGCGGCAGUGGCAACGCUACCGAUCAACAACCUAGGGCAUCUUCCUCAAGACAAAAUGUCUUGGUGGCUACGGUGCCAUACGAUCGCAAAAGAUGUUGCAUUGAGAUUCGGGAACUUUUCCGUCCACUCCUUUCCGACCCUGCUAUUGUAGAUGGCUCCUCUCCAGACCGUCAUCUCGCCCUUCUGCGCUCCAUGACUGACAUGCUUCCUCCAAGCCUCAAGCCCAACAAGUCACAACUCGAAAAAGCUCACUAUUACGCUAUUGAUAUGAUCGCUUCUCCUUCAUUGCGAGAACGACUGAUGAAUUUAGCUGCAGAUAUAGCGCCAAGUUUUAUUCAGGACUUUGGGAGUUGCAUUGGAGAGGCAGAUGACACGGGGCAAAUCAUCAUAUGGGGAGACAAUCCUUACAACGAGAUAUCAUGGGAAGUUUCGCAACCUUUAUCAGAGCGAUGGGGCUGGUUACUCGGCCGGGAUUUUGUGGACAGAAGCAAUGCGUGGAGAGCACAACGAGGUGCCCCCCCUCUACCUAAUUGGUAAAGAAGGAGUUUUGGGAGUGCCGUUUGAAAGGGUGGGAUUUGGGUAUGAAAACGGACUUCAACGAAAUACGGAGUGAAAUUGAGCAUUACAAUAUACCACAGCAUAGCGAAUGGCGUUUAGCAUAUUGAGUAUGUAUUAUUUUUUAUUGGAUUAGAGGUUUUAUGUAUAGAGACCAUUCUGGGCCCGAUAGACAUGAGACGAAUACCAGGUCUGUGUUUGGCAAUCGGAUCCCAAUUUUGAUUUUGAUUUUUCUACCAGCCUACUCUUGAAAAUGGUGUUGAUGAGGCUUGAAUUACCUAUCUAUGCAUGUGAUGAAAACCAUAGAAGAGGUAUAACCAAGGGUCCGAGGGCCAAGUUGUUGGUACUGUACUACGGCGUUGCAACUUGCACGCGAUAAAUUAGUGGACUUUAGUUUGAGGGGUACACCAAGAGAUUUCAUGUCGUUCCUAUCUUCCAAUAGAUUAUCAGACAAUCGACUGAGUCCAAGAAGAUCUAAUCAGGAUAAGCUCUAGCCGGAUAUUCUAAUCGACUUAUUUUCAACACAUGAUAAUCUUUGGUAUAAUCCGGAACUUCACUCCGAGCAUUGAAUCUACAUAUGAGACGCGUAGUACACCAUCGACAAUACCGCUACACCUCCCAAGCAUGUCAAAACUGCCAAUAAUGCCUUAGCAUAAGGAGUUUUCCGAGUGAGGUGUGAGUGGCAAGGUUCGAAUAUUGUUCAUCGACGGGGUCCCAACGAAGAGAUAGACUUAUCAAUUGUCAGAGUUGAUCUGGUCAAUUGGAAGCUACUGAGCCACUGAGCUACCCCGCCAUGUACGUAUGUAUGUAUGGUUGUAUUGAGAUCUUAGAUCUCAACAAGCUAGGUGCUCG